Molecule: messenger RNA, 4531 nt
Organism: Hemicordylus capensis (graceful crag lizard)
Lineage: Eukaryota; Metazoa; Chordata; Lepidosauria; Squamata; Cordylidae
Gene: SLC26A5
Product: solute carrier family 26 member 5
Exons: 19
Coding region: 570-2795 (741 amino acids)
Biological process (GO): transmembrane transport
Cellular component (GO): membrane
Molecular function (GO): secondary active sulfate transmembrane transporter activity; bicarbonate transmembrane transporter activity; oxalate transmembrane transporter activity
Source: RefSeq, a predicted model, not a curated record
CCUACUGAACGUCCAUGGAAUUGCCUUGCGAACAGCCUCAGCCACACGUCAAUGCCAGCAGUGGCACGUCAGCUGCAGAGGUUCGCGGCUCGCGCAGUCUCGAAGGCGGCGAAGAGCUGCCUUUUUGCUCAGGCCCGACGCGAGAACAAACCAUAGCAACGAGGGCAGUUAGACAGCCCUCAGGACUGAGCCCCGCCGGCUGACGAUAUUGGGGACACCUUUUCUCGGAUUAAAUCGCACCGAUGAGAGCCGCCUCGUUGCAUGCUGGGGCUUGUAGUGCUGGGGUGCUCCGUGAGCCAAGCAUCUGAAUGGAAGCAGGAACUACCAAUCCCAGCAGCUCCUGCGAACGCAGACUACAGCGUACGAAGCCUAAAACUGCUUAAGCCCUUUUGAAAUGCCCAAUUUUGGACUGCCGGGUUCCGGGAGGAGGGGACUUUCGGCUGCGGCUGGAGAGUUACUUUGUAACAGAGCGAGCUGCGGCGGCUACUGGGCUUGACUGCGCUUAAGAGGCCAAGAGAAGCGACGUCAAGGAAUCGCUCUUCUUCUGUUUCCAUUCCCUGAAAUGUACUAUGGAACAUGCUGGAGAACAUGAAACAUGCCUUGAGUCAGACCAGAUGUACUGUGUCGAGAGGCGAGUGUAUAAUCAAGGAGCCCUGCAAGGGCAGCUGCACCAGAAGGAAAAGACAUCUCUGCCUCUUAGCCAAAAGAUAGCACAUUCUUGUCGUUUUUCUUCCAAGAAAGCCAAAUCUGUUCUCUUUCGAUUUUUACCCAUUUUAAAAUGGCUUCCCCGCUAUCCAGUGAAGGAAUAUUUGCUGGGAGACAUUAUCUCAGGUAUAAGCACUGGAGUCAUGCAGCUUCCUCAAGGGUUAGCUUAUGCAAUGCUGGCAGCUGUGCCUCCAGUAUUUGGUCUGUAUUCUUCAUUUUAUCCAGUCUUUCUAUAUACUUUUUUUGGAACCUCCAGACACAUAUCAAUAGGAACAUUCGCUGUAAUCAGCCUGAUGAUUGGUGGAGUUGCUGUUAGAGUAGCUCCUGAUGAAAUGUUUAACAGUAUGGACACCAAUUCUACCAAUAGUACCGACAGCUUAAAAGAAGACCUGAGGGUGAAAGUUGCUGUCGCAGUCACCUUGCUCUCGGGAAUCAUACAGUUGUGUUUAGGUUUCCUUCGAUUUGGAUUUGUAGCUAUUUAUCUGACGGAACCCCUGGUACGGGGAUUCACCACUGCUGCUGCUGUGCACGUCUUUACCUCCCAAUUAAAGUAUCUUCUUGGAAUCCAGACAAAAAGAUUCAGUGGACCCCUCUCAGUUCUCUAUAGUUUAAUUGCUGUGUUCUCAAACAUCACAAAGACCAACAUUGCAGCUCUAGUUGUUGGACUAAUUUGCAUGGUUUUGUUAUUGAGUGGUAAAGAAAUCAAUGACCGCUUUAAAAAGAAGUUGCCUGUUCCUAUCCCCAUGGAGAUCAUUGUGGUAGUAAUUGGUACUGGAGUUUCAGCUGGAAUGAAUCUGAAAGAGACAUAUGGAGUCGAUAUUGUAGGUUAUAUCCCCAAAGGGUUACGUCCUCCAGCAGUACCUGAUAUUCGCCUCAUCCCAGCGGUAUUUGUGGAUGCAAUUGCAAUUGCAAUUGUUGGAUUUUCUAUGGCAGUCUCAAUGUCUAAAAUAUUUGCUCUAAAGCAUGGUUAUACAAUUGAUGGAAAUCAGGAACUCAUUGCGUUAGGCAUAUGUAAUUCUACAGGAUCCUUUUUCCAGACCUUUGCUAUCACUUGCUCGAUGUCUCGGAGUCUUGUCCAAGAAAGUACUGGAGGAAAAACUCAGAUUGCUGGCACUCUGUCUUCAAUCAUGGUUCUCUUGGUCAUUGUUGCUGUUGGCUACCUCUUUGAACCACUUCCACAGGCUGUGCUUGCGGCAAUUGUAAUGGUCAAUUUGAAAGGCAUGUUCAAACAGUUUGGAGAUAUUGCACACUUCUGGAGAAUUAGCAAGAUUGAACUGGCUAUCUGGAUUGUAGCUUUUCUGGCCUCUGUUCUUCUGGGACUAGACUAUGGCUUGCUUGCUUCCGUAGCUUUUGCCAUGAUUACCAUAGUGUACAGAACACAAAGUCCACAAUACAGAAUCCUUGGUCAGAUUCCAAAUACCGAUAUUUAUUUUGAUGUGGAAGAGUAUGAAGAGGUGAAAGAAUGCCCUGGCAUCAAAAUAUUCCAGGCAAAUACCUCACUCUAUUUUGCCAAUAGUGAAUUAUAUAUAAACGCACUGAAGAAAAAGACUGGUGUUGAUCCCUGUGAAAUAUUGGCAGCAAGGAAAAAAGCCCAGAAAAGGCACACGAAGGAACUACAGCAUCUUCGAGAGCAUGAGAAGAAAGCUGUCCUAAGACUGACUAACGAUGUAGAUAACAGUGUGAAACAUGAAGUGAUGAACGAUGAACUAGCGCUCAAUGGAAAAACCUUAGCAACAGAAGCUGCUACACAAGAAUUCUCUCCUGAUGAACUUGAACAUUUUAUGAAGCCAGUGACCAACAUUCACUCAAUCAUUUUAGAUUUUUCACCAGUGAACUUUGUGGAUUCCGUUGGAGUAAAAGCCUUAAAAUCAAUCAUAAAAGAAUAUGAGGAAAUUGGUAUUUCAAUAUACGUAACUGGCUGCAAUGGGUCUGUUGUGGACAACCUUGCUAGACUGCAGUUUUUUGACAAAGCUCCCUUUAGAGACUUGCUGUUCCCCAGUAUUCAUGAUGCUGUACUCACCAGCCAAGUGAAAGGAGCCUCUGCCUUGCAAACACCUUUAAAUGUUGUCAUUUCGACACCGACAUCCUAAGCUGAGAACAGUAUGGAGAUGCACUGACUUGUUUCCAAGGGCUCGUCUUACCAUUUACUUAAUUUGCACAGAUUAUACAGAGCCAAGACCAGCCAUUCUUACGGGUAUGUGACACAGUAGUGAGGCAGCUUGCUUUCUGCCAGAAUACUGUCCGAGGAAUUCGAAGCCUUAAUACUCUCAAAACAUGUUUUUUUUGACUGAAUUCAGUGUAGUCUGAAAAAGUGUGCAUGUGUUUGUCUACGAUUGAAGAACCAUGUAUUUUCCUUCAAGCAUUCUAGAGUAUCUUGGAUUUUUGUGGUGGUUCACUAAUGUGCCAACACAUUAUAUUGCAGUAUGUCUACUUUUUUUUUUUAGCACUGUGUUUUACUGAAGAGUGUGCAAGGGACAGGAGUAGGAGUGGGGAGGCAAUCAUAUUGAUCCCUGCUCUCCCUUGAAAAUUAUGUCUUAGUGCCACACUGGCAGAUUUUUCUGUAAAAUAUUCUCAAACCAACUACAUGUGAACUGCAUUGUGCGAGGGUCUUAAAGGAUUCCGACUGGUUUUCAAAAACUAGUGUCUCUAGAUCUGUUGUAGCAGCUUUUAAAAAUAUAUGAGGAACAACUUUGUGCAGCUAGGUAAGUUAAAAACUUUCAGUGCAGAAGUCCAAAUUUUAAUCUUAGGAGUACAAAGAUGGACAUGAAAGUACCAUUGUCUGUGUCCUUUAGAGUCAUGUUAUCAACCCAUUUUGCUCAAGAACUAAUUUUUAUUUUAAAAACUGUAAAAGAUCACUUUUACUGUACAUUACUGCACUUACCAGAGGGCGAGUCCUGAAACUGUCUUAGAGCUAGCUAGAAGUGAGUUGGAGAACACAGCAGCCAGUCUAGUUUAAAAAAAAAAUCCACAAAAAGGCACAUGGCUCAAAACACAACUGGCCGGCAGUAGCCUUUGUCUGAACUGUACCUUAUAAUGGUUUUCCAGCUGUUGCUGAGCUACACCUAUCUACUCCCGUGAUGAGAGAUGUUGUUCAGCAACAGCAGGAGCUGCUGGGUUGGCAACUGCACGAUAAGGCAUGUUUAAAGCAGGUGCUUGAACUUCUCCUGUUUGAAAUGAACAGGAUUUAAAGAUCUUUUCCAAAUGUGCAUCACUGGAAUGCAGUCUUGCUAUAUACUACAGAUUAGUAAAGGGCUUAAAGUGGGGCAGAUUUUGCUCUGUAGAAAAUACCCAAAGCAAACCCAGGUAGGGUUGCGAACAAGAUUUUUAUGGCCCAACAUACUGAGAGCUCCUCUUAUGUUCUGGUUUCCCUAAGUGAUUCACUCAUACCUCCAUCUGUGGCCUGGGUAAAUUCAGUUGCUGACCAUGGGGGGGGGGAAGAUUCAUUCUACUCCAUCCAAAAAAAGGGGGGGGGGUUCAAGGAACUGGGCCAAUUUUCAGUUUAUACAAAUACUGCUUAGCUCUGUUACACUGAAGAGAAGUAUUUUGAUACAAAGUAGGCGGCAUCCCCUGCAAUUCUCUCAUUUUAUAUUGAUGGCGGUACAUUAGAAUCGAGUGGGGUGAGGUGAACUUCUGGAGCUACUCAGAACACAUUGUGAACACGUGUAGCCAAUUAAUAUUUGAUACAUUUUGUAACAUGAAUUUUGACUGUCCUGUUGUCUUAAUGUACAGUAUAUUUUGCCUACUGUCUGCUUAAACAUUGUUGCUUUUUAUAACCAAACAGGAUUUUAAAGCAUACAGAUUGAAAAAUAAAAAGCCAUUCAGACAA